AUGAAAGUUAAGUUUAUAUAAAAUUAAAUAAGUAUUAAUAUAUGGGGAAAUUUACAAAAGACAAACGAGUAUAAAGAAAUUCAUCAUAUUCUAAAUAAGUAUUAUAUAAUAUACUUGCUCCUUAUAUAUUUAUAAAAAUUAAAGCCUUUGCACCAUAUUUAGGAUAUUUAUUAUAGGAAAGCUAAGGAAGAUUAAUUUAGAGCAAGAUCAGCAUAUAAGCUAUUAUAAAUAGAUGAUUCUUUUUAAAUAUUUAGACAAGUAGAGAGAGCAAUAGAUUUAUGUGCAGCUCCUGGUAGUUGGUCAUAAGUUUUGGUUAAAAAAUUGACAGAAAAGAAUUUUCUUCCAUCUGAGAGUUGUAGAAUAGUAUCUGUAGAUUUGUAAGAGAUGGCACCUUUAGAUCAUGUUACAUAGAUAUAAGGAGAUAUAACUAAAAAAGCAACAGUUGAUGAAAUCUUAAAAAAAUUUAAUAACUAAAGAGCGGAUAUUAUUGUUUGUGAUGGAGCACCUGACGUAACUGGUUUUCAUGAUAUCGAUUAUUACAUCUAAUCAUAAUUAAUUGUGGCUGCAUUAAAUAUCUGUUUAAUGACUUUGAGGGAUAAUGGAAUUUUUGUAGCAAAAAUAUUUAAAGGUUCUGAUAUCAAAUUAUUGUAUUCACAAUUUAAGUUGUUCUUCAAUUAAGUUUAUUUCAUGAAACCUAAAUCAAGUAGAGCUUCAAGUGUUGAAUACUUUAUCAUGUAAAUAUAUAUAUUUAUAUGAAUUACUUUAGAUGUUUAUAAUACACUCCAAAAAUAUAAACUCAAGAUUUCCAUCUAUAUACAUUUUUGAAGGAAAUUGAAUAAGCAGAAAAAUAAAAAUAAGAAACUAUUGAUUAGGAAAUAGAAAAAGAAUAGUCCAAAUAUUACAAAUUUAUUACAUGUGGAGAUUUAUCAGGAUUUGAUGAAAAUUGA
This is a messenger RNA of Paramecium sonneborni, 947 nucleotides long. The record is from the annotation of a GenBank genome assembly. Lineage: Eukaryota; Ciliophora; Oligohymenophorea; Peniculida; Parameciidae.